AUGGCCUAUCGCACCGAGAACGGAAGAACAUACCACGCUUUCAGAGAAUCCAUCUUAGCAAGAACGUUUAGGUCAUCGGUAUCGAUCGAUCUCAGUCGCAUUCAACCAAACUUCAUCCCCACAAAUCUUCAAUUCCAAGUCGACGACCUCGAAGACGAAUGGACAUUCUCCUAUCCCUUCGACUUCAUCUUCGCCCGCGUGAUGACCGGCUCAAUCGGCGACUUUCCCAAAUUCUUCACCCAAUCCUUCAACGCUCUGAGUCCCGGCGGUUGGGUUGAAUGCCAAGAUAUAACAUUCCCCGCACAAUGCGACGACGGCACCCUCAAAAAGGAUUCUUAUAUCGAUCAAUAG
Molecule: messenger RNA, 351 nt
Organism: Fusarium tjaetaba
Lineage: Eukaryota; Fungi; Ascomycota; Sordariomycetes; Hypocreales; Nectriaceae
Product: methyltransferase
Exons: 4
Coding region: 1-351 (116 amino acids)
Source: RefSeq, a predicted model, not a curated record